This is a messenger RNA of Puccinia triticina, 1308 nucleotides long. RefSeq lists its product as uncharacterized. Gene Ontology annotation, cellular component: nuclear chromosome. Gene Ontology annotation, molecular function: DNA binding; ATP binding; DNA topoisomerase type II (double strand cut, ATP-hydrolyzing) activity. The coding region runs from base 1 to 1308 and encodes 435 amino acids. The transcript is spliced from 10 exons. The record is from RefSeq and is a predicted model, not a curated record. Lineage: Eukaryota; Fungi; Basidiomycota; Pucciniomycetes; Pucciniales; Pucciniaceae. Gene Ontology annotation, biological process: meiotic DNA double-strand break formation; reciprocal meiotic recombination; meiotic DNA double-strand break processing.
AUGCUGUCUAUUAGCGAAACAGAUGAGGUUGGAUCGAUCUUUUCUUGGACUUCUGAAGAGAGACAAUUCGAUCCGGUCGAAUCAGCGGACUCCUCCUCGUUUUGGCCCGAUGACCAAGCCGAAUCGAUCCUUAGCAUGGAUGGGGAAAGCGCAAUAUCGUCGGGCGUGGAGCGUUUUAAUGACUUCCAGCAAGCAGAAAGUGACUUCGAGGAGCUCACCGACGAUGACUCUGGGUCGAUCGAAACUAGCGAUAAGCAGGAUGGGUCUCAUGAGGAAGAAUCAGGCCUCGCUACUCUGAAGAAAAUCGAAGCUUUCGCCUUGGACAUCUUGCAACAAAUCAAUCGCUCCGGAAAGUAUCAAGCUCUCCGCCAAGGCUCGCCAGGCGGGUCCACGAGGAAGAAACUACCCAUAGUCGUUUUACUAAAAGACCGAUCUUCACCAAGGAAAGUCUUGCGUUUCUUCUUACAUUCUUUCCUGUUAUCAAUCAUUCCGGAGAAGCACCGCAAACUGCGUUUCCCGAGAGAAACUCGCAACCGAGGUAGUGGAUCUGGCGCUCGAGAGCUAGCCCAACUUUUCCGCGUCAUGGAGCUCUCGCAUGAUGCAAUUUUGGGAAAAAUGAUCAUGACCAAGCGGGAUGUGUUCUACAACGAUGUAAAUCUGUUCAAAAGGCAAGCAGCCGUUGACAGGCUGGUCGAUGAUCUGGCCGCUACGCUCGGGAUCACACGGGGAGAGCUUCACUUUGUUGCCUCACCCAAAGGUCUUUUUCAAGGAGAUCUUGAAUUGGUCAUUAUUGGAGAAACCGUUACAUCAGGCCAUGGACCACCCGUCUUGAUCCCCCCAUUGGACACCAUAAAAGAGAUCAAGCCAGGCACCGGAAUUCAGUUCAUUUUGAUCGUCGAGAAAGAGGCCAUAUUCAACAUGUUGGUCAACAUGGAUUUUACUAGCGAUCCGCGCCUGGGUCCUUCUCUUCUCAUAUGCGGAAUCGGCUACCCAAGCCUCUCAACUCGGCAAUUGGCGUCCAAGUUAUCUGAACACCAAGAGCUGGUCAAACGUCAGGUGCCAAUUCUCAUCCUUGUGGACUGCGAUCCGCAUGGUAUCGAUAUUGCCAAGGUGUACAAAUUUGGUAGUCAGGCUAUGUCUUACCAUCCAGGCCUUUGUGCAAAGCAGGCUGAGUGGAUCGGUAUAAGUUCGUCAGAUUGGAACGAGUUCGGUAUAGACUCCGACCUUCUAUGUGCGAUGAGCCUUCAUGAUUAUAAAAAAGCAGAAAGUCUCUUGAUGUUGGACGUCUUACCAGAAAGCUGGAAGUGA